Molecule: messenger RNA, 7150 nt
Organism: Phasianus colchicus (ring-necked pheasant)
Lineage: Eukaryota; Metazoa; Chordata; Aves; Galliformes; Phasianidae
Product: coiled-coil domain-containing protein 170-like
Source: RefSeq, a predicted model, not a curated record
GAUUCUAAGAAAAAUGUGUUUACAGUUAUUUUAGCCAAAUUUGAAGACAAAUCCUGAAGAUUAAAUUUACUCUUUCUUCUGGAGAAAGAGAUUUCAUUUUUUCUUUUAAUGUUGCUAAUGUAAGUCUCUUUUAUCUCAGCUCUAUUUGCUUUUGCAUGAAUGCAUGAAAUGCAUAUAUGUAUUCAGCGUAUCAUUUGGAAUUGAUGUGCAUAAAGAAACCAAAUACUUCACCUUUUCAAUAUGCUACUGAUGUAAAUGGCUUGAGGUUAGUAGGCUUUCUUUAUAUGGUAUCCAUCAAUCAAGGAGUAUUAUUUUCAAAAUUAAUAUUUUGAUUUAGCCUUUUAAUCAAUUUUUAUAAUGUAUUUUUAUAUGACAACAUCUGAAAAUAGCAGAAUUAAUGAAACAAAAUUUUCUGCUUAAAGAUUAGAGUGACUUUAUUAAGUACAUAAACUCGAGAUUUUUGCAUAACUACUUUGUCAGGGUGGUAAAUCCCGUCCAUGUAUUUUCUGUAAUAGAACAUGAAGCAUUUCAUUCAGUGUAAAUGAUUCCCUGAAAUUAUUUUAAACUAAACAUUCAGAACUGAUGUUUAAGUUUUUAUGUUUCCCUUGUAAAGAGAAACAUUGAGUCCUUUUUUGAGAGCUCUGCUUAUAGAAUUUAGCAAAUAAGCUUUAAAAUAUUUUAAGAUUUAUGAUGCUGUAAUAAGAUACUUUUUCUUAGUGGAAUGUCUUGAAGGGCAGGUAUUGCACUCCCUCAAAUUAUCACAGUCUUUUCAGUGCUGUAUGAAAUUUCUGCUUUUCCUCAUCUUUAUUCUUUCCCCUUUUGUUAUUCUCACUACAGUUUAGUAUAUAUUUUUUUAAAUCCAGAUAAUUUUGUAGCAUAUAAUAUUUGCUAUCUCUACAUCACUAAGAAUGUAGAAGUAGUUGAAGUUUGUCUCUUGAACCAGCUGUGGCACUGCAGGAUUAGUGAUGGGGGAAGAAAUGCACUCAAGCACAUAAGAAAGUUGGGAGAAAGUUUCACGACGGUUUAGCUACACAUCUGUACAGUGCUCUGGUAGUGGGAUAGAUUGUGCUAUAGUCAACUACUAAACAAGAAAUCUUUGUCUACAUAUGUGGAAGGUUUAUGCUGGCUUUUAUGUGAAACUACCUGUACAAAUUUAGCCUGUCAAAAAUACUGAAUAUAUUUGAAUUGCAGAAUGAGUUUCGACUGGCUCAGUGCUUUGUAGCAUGUGGCUAUAGCACCUUUGAUUUGGGUGCAGCAAAGCCUGUACCACUGAAGCACAGUGUGAGGCUGUGCCCGCAGCAACACUGGCAGACCCUGUGCUGAGCCCCUUGCUACACCCUGCUAGUAAGGAGCUGUUCUGUGUCUGAUUUAGCCAGCCCUUAUCUUUUGGAGUGGUGCAAGGAACAAAUAUAUGAUGUGCUGGUACUGCCUGAUAUAGUUAGCUACUGUAUAUAUUGCUCCCAAAUUACUUUUCCCUAUUCAUUACUCCCUUGUACAUGUUUUGCAUUCAGGUUACUCUCUGACCUUCCCCAGCUUGGCCUGUACUAUAUUUUUCUCUGUACCAUUUCCUUUAAAGUUCCAAAUCUGCUAUUGUCUUCAUCAACCUUAUCCAGUCAUUCUUCUCUUUUAUUUAACAGCAUUUGAAAUUGUAACAACCUGGCUUUUCCCAACUGCUCACUGAGAUGGGGGCACAUGGCUACCUCUGCUGCAUGUUGCCUGGCCAUGGCCUCAGCACGACUCAGCCCCACACCUGCCUCAGUGUUCUUUCCUUGGCGCUAUUCCCGGUCUUAUUUUCUCUCUUUAAUACAUUCUCCCCACCCCUCUUCUUUUAUCUGUUCAUUGCACAUUGCUCCAUGAGGCAGAUUCCAUCAUCUAGCUCUGCACUUUAAGUGAUGCAAGGUCUUAAAAUAUGGUGAGUAUCUACAUUGGCACUGCUGUGUGUGGACAGGGAGAGUUCUGUUACUGGCAGAAAGAGUGACAUAGCAUCAGGUGCACAGACAGGAGGAGGAAAAAAAAAAAAAAGAGCAGACUUAUAUGUUUAGGUAACAGCAAACUGUCCUUAACACAGUCUUCCUUUAUGUUGAGUCUGCAGCCUGAGAGUAGUAUACAUGUGCAUGUCUCUAAAUAAUGAACUGAUCAUUUACAGCUCUCUUCUAAAAAUGAAUAAAUAAAAAUAAUACCAGCCCUAGCUUUUCCAUUUUCUUCUCUGGAAGAAGAAACUGAAAGAAAGGUGUCAUACAUCUUGACUUCACAGUAAGUCCAGAAAUCUGCUGAGAUUGCCCUGUUCCUUGGAGGCAUUUGGCAGGCCCAAUUAAGCAGCUCACAGAAUCUCCACAGUAAGUGAUAUGCAGCAGCAAUAUACCUGCACAUCUGAAGGCUUGUGUUUUUUUUUUUUUUUUUUUUUUAAUGCUAGUUCCUUCCCAUGUUUAUCUACUUGAUUUGGAAGGCAGGUGAGGAGGAGGGUCUCCCUUGUCAGCUGCAGCUCUUUGCUGUAAUGAAGGCAGCCUUCUUUCCCCAUGCUGUGUGGAGAGAUCAUCUUACAGUUCUGGAGAAGAGACUGAAACUGCCUGAGCCAAAAGCAUGGUGCUAGUCGAACAUCAUUUACUCUUCACCUUCAGUUCUGAAGGAGAAGGGCAGUUUUCUCAGAUUUAUUGAAGUUUUGUUGGUCAGUGUUUACUUGCAGUGGAAAAAUGCUUCUGUGAGCUUCCUUUCAAAAAGACAGUUCCCUAUCAGGCACUGAGCUCUCUUUCCCCUUUGCAAAUCAGAGAGAACCUCUUGUGUUUUCCACCUUCUGCUGGUGGGCCCAGCUGCUGCUGCUGCUACAGUUUUUGGGCUCUGUUUUCCAUCACCUGUGUGGCAUAUGACUCACGCCUCUUGCCCGGCAGAAAAGGCUCUGGGUGUGCUGAUUGGCAGCUGGCUGAAUGUGAGCCCACAAUGUGCCCACGUAGGUGAGUCAGCAGCAGCCUGUCUUGAGUCAGAAAGUCUGGCCAGCAGGACUGAAAAAGUGAUUGUCCCCUUGCAUGUGGCAUUGGUAAAAUCAUACCUUGAGUACUGUGUUGUUUUGGGUCCCUCAGUACAAGGACAUUGGGUUACUUGAGCGUGUACAGAGAAGAGCAACAGAACUAGUGAGAGGACUAGAAAACAAGGCAUCUGAGUGUGGCUGAGGGAUCUGAGGCUGCUUAGUCUGAAGGAGGCUAGGGGACACCUCAUCAGUCUACCUGAAAAGAAGCUGUAGUGAGGUGAGUAUUUUUCGGUUGACGAGUGAUAGCAUGUGAGGAAACAGCCUCAAGUUGUACCAGGUGAGGUUUGGAUUCAAUAUCAGGAAGGAUUUCUUCAUGGCAACAUUGGUUAGGCAUUGGAAUGGACUGCCCAAGGAGGUGGUGGAGUCCUCAUCCUGGAGGUAUUAAGAGAUGAUGUGUGGGCAUGAUGCUAAGGGACAUAGUUCAGUGCUGGGAUUCAGGUUGAUGGUUGAACUUGAUGAUUUUGAAGGUCUUUUCCAACCUAAAUGAGUCUAUGAUUUGAUGAAGGUGGCUUUGUGGCACCAUAGUUUGAUGUUGUCAUGUUUUAAAGGGGAAAAGAAAAAAAAAAGACUGGCUGUAAUGGGGAGGGUGCAUGCAUGUUGACCUUAAUCUUCAGACUCAAUAUUAGAUUUACUGAAUGUGUGCAUUCAGUUUUGCCUCAGCCCUCUUCUGGAGCUAGUUUCCUCUCGUUGUGGGGCAUAGUUCACAGAAAAUAUUGAUUCAGUAUGCAUAUAUCUCAAUAUCCAAGUAGACGACAGUGUUAUUUCUAUGUUUUCUAAUGCUGUGGUGGGUGAGGGCUCACGUCCCGCCGGCUCCUGCUCCAAUUCCGGAGGAGCAGCAAUGGGAGCUGGAGGGAAAAGCGCGGAGCCGCCCCGGUCCCGCUGCCCGCCCGCGUUGCCGUGGGAACGGAGUCGCUGCGGCGGCCGCCAUGAGCGCGUCCAGAGCCGGGUCCCACGCAGCCUCGGCCGCCCCUCGGCUCGUUCAGAUGCAAAGGCACCUCACCCCGACAGAGAGGAAAACGAAAGACGGAAAUGCUUUAUCUGCUGCUGGUAGUAGAGGCAAAGAAGGAAGAACAGAGUCCACAAAGGAGUCUUGUGAUUGCUUUCUUUUGGACAUUCCUGUCACCAGAGAUCAGAUGAACCACUAUCGAGCUGCAGCGGAGACUGCUCAGAGUGAACUAGCAGCACUAUCAGUGAAGUAUGACUGUGUCCAUUCAGAGCUUCUUGAACUCAGGUCCAGAAUGAUCUCAAAAGAAACCUCCUUUAAAGAGCUGAAGUCUGAAGCUGAAAACUACAGGGAAAACAAUGCUAGACAGGCAUCUCUCCUCUUGUCUUUGCAAACUCGAGUUCGGGAGACAGAAGAAGAGUUGAGUGUCCUUGUGGCUUCUAAAAAACAAGCUGAGCUGACAGCUCAGGCAGCAUCUAAGGAAAACUGGGAGCUGAAAGAGAAACUUCAUGAGCAAAAUGCCAGACUUAACAGAUAUUUGAAUGAAUGUGAAGAAAGCAAGACAGAAUCUUAUAAGAUGAGCAGGAAGUAUGAAGAGCUCCUCACACAGCUUUCUGAAUUCUUGGACACAGACAUCAAAGAAAAAGAGAAACCAGAGGAACACUUAAUGUUAAAGGCUUGUGAAAUAUGUAAAGAAAAUCUGGCACUAAAAGCUCAGGUUGCUGCUCUUCAAGAAGACAUCAAUGGCCAUGAAAUGGAAUCCAAGGCUAGUAGAGAAACUAUCAUGAGGCUUGUUUCAGAGGUGACCAAAGAGCAGAAAAAGGCAGCAAGAUAUUAUGAAGACAUGGAAAAACUUAGUAAGGAUCUUGACAGUGCUAAAAUGGCAAGACAGAGUUUGGAAAUGGACAUCAGAAACCUCCAAGAUAAGUUCAAGGCUAAUCAGAAAGCCUGGGAAGCCUCGAAGCAAGAACUUCAUAGUCUGAAGAAAUCUUUUAGUGAGCUGGAUGGAAGUUUGAAGAGCAGCAAAGAAGAAGCCAGGACUGCUCAAAGCUCUUUAGAGGCUUUCAGACAGCAAGUCGCUACCCUUCUCAGUAGCGGCUCACUAACAGUUAUACCCUCUGAGAAAGAUAUUUUGAAGAGAGUCCAAGAAAUAAACUGCAAAGAGGAGAGUGAAGAGAGAGUGGUAUCUCAACUUGAAUCCCAAAUAGCUAAACUGACUGAAACUUUGGAAAAUCAAACCAGAUCAUACCAAGAAGCUCUGGAGAGAAGCAGAAAAUUUGAAAAACAAUCUGAGACUUUCCAAGAUCAGCUGAAACACUUGGAAGAGGAGCUGCUCUCUCUAUAUAUGAUACAAGAUGGUUUGAAGCUUGAGAAACAAAAAUAUAUGAAAUUUCUGGAACAACUUAAUGAAAUGAUGAAGCUGGAUAGCAUUGCAGCAGAGGUUGGAUUUGAUAUGAGUGUGAAUGCAAUUCUGGCUCGGGUAGAGCAAUUAGUCAAACAGGAAGGUGAUGCAGUGAUUGAAAACAAGACUGUGACAUAUAGCCUAAGAAGGAAGUUGAAGACUCAGAAAGAAAGACUUGAAAGCAAGGAGUUGCACAUGAAACUUCUGAGGCAGAAAAUAACCCAGCUGGAAGAAGAGAAACAAGUAAGGACAUCACUAGCUAUGGAGAGGGAUGAGGCCAAUUUCACUGUCAGAAAGCUGCAAAAGAUGAUAGAGAGAUUACAGAAGCAGCUUGAUCUGGCAAGGGAAGCAAAUACUGAUCUCAAAGCCAAGCUGUCUGAAACCAAUGAACUUAAGAUCCAGACUUUAGAGCAGAACAGAACAAUAGAAGAACUGAAUAAGUCCCAAGGCAAAUUGGAAAGAAUGAAAGAAAAAGCUGAGAAACAACUAAAUUCUGUCAAAUCAGAACUUAAUUUAAAGGAACAGCAAGCUACUGAAGAAAAAGAAAAAGCCAAAAAUAUGUUAGAAGUGGUUUCCAGUGAAAUGAAGGUGCUUAAAACAACUCUUGCAGAACUAGCAAAAAGGGAAAGACAGCUGGCAGACUUCCGAGAGGUCAUCUCACGGAUGCUGGGUCUUGAUCUUUCCAGCCUAGCUCUGCCUGAUUAUGAGAUCAUUACACGCCUGGAAGGGCUGAUUCACUUUCAUCAGCACCAUUUUAUCCCCUGUGUCUGUGUCAAAGAUGUAACAAGGACAGAAGAUGAGCACUUGGAUAGAAACAUACAGUUUCUUAAUUGAAACAAACAUUUUUGAGGAAACUAAAGUCAUUUUUUCUUCUUCCCUGUCUAGACCAGCAUAGAAAAUAGGUCUUUAUUUUUGUUCCCUCUUCUACAGAUACUUGGGCUGAUUUUCAGUGUUUCAGUAGAGACUUUGAGCAUAAUGGACAGUGAACAGCCAGCCUAGGGAGAGCAAACACAAAAAUCCCUGGGCAGCAUAAUAUUUCAGACAUGAAAAUGAUGGGCAAUAUGUGAAAAAUGAACAGCUUUCCAAUUCCAGUGCAGAGCCACUGAUGGCAUGAGCCACCUGAGAUCUGUUAACAAUUUGGGCAAAUACUUGCUGGUGAACAUCAGCUUCUGUGAUGUUCCUUGUGCUUUACUUCUUGUGAUGAAAUGAAGUGGGGGCCAUCCAGUUGCUAUUUCUUUUGCAAAAUGGGACUUCUCUGUGCAUUUUUAUGCAUAAGAACUUCAGUUUCAAGUCACCUGGAAAACUGGCUGAGGGCUAUCAGGGUUUUGGAAAAAGGGAUUUUUUUUUCUGUCAUUUUUUCUCUUUAGCCUGCUCUUGAGUAAGAACAAAAAGUUAUGCUUUUUCAGUAAAGGCUCUUUUACAGACUCCAGUCAUAUGCCUGGCAUAGAUAUAUAGUAAAAUUAUCUAUAGUAAAAUUGCAUGUUGCCUUUGAUCAUGACACUUUGAAAGUUUCUUCUACUUGCUGUGUUCCUUGGACAAUUAAUCCAUGAGCCAAAUAAACGUCAGUUCUGACUUAAUACAAAGGUAUUAAGAAUACCCUCAUCCAUUACAGAAAAUAGUUUCUAGUCUUGAUUUUUCAGAAAAGCCCAGUUGAUAUGACCAGAAUUAUCUUUUAAUCAUGAAAGCUGCUUGUCUAAUACCCUUUCUGAUUGUUAAACUUCAUGACUUUAAGACUUUCAAACAAUAAAUAUAUUUUAGUAGUACACUCAAAAAUGAUUCCGUG